Molecule: messenger RNA, 1300 nt
Organism: Sinocyclocheilus grahami
Lineage: Eukaryota; Metazoa; Chordata; Actinopteri; Cypriniformes; Cyprinidae
Gene: pld6
Product: phospholipase D family, member 6
Exons: 4
Coding region: 15-755 (246 amino acids)
Biological process (GO): piRNA processing
Cellular component (GO): mitochondrion
Molecular function (GO): RNA endonuclease activity producing 5'-phosphomonoesters, hydrolytic mechanism
Source: RefSeq, a predicted model, not a curated record
UCCUUGAACAGAACAUGCACGUGGCACGUGCUUCUAGUUGUCACCUGAGGUUGGCAGACAUGUCUCAACAGAUGUCAUUUAAAGAGCUGAUGAAGGUGUUAGGGCUGGGAGCCGUAGCUUUGGUUCUGGGGGUGGAGUGGCUAAACUGGCUGAUGCGGCGUCUGAGAGACUCUCGCGGGCCCCUGAAAGAAGUUCUGUUCUUCCCUUCACCUCAAGUCUGCGUUGAGCACCUCUUCAUACGCCAUAAACAUUUCCCCUGUGCAUGUCCCCUUCCCCAUGGGGUUGAGACGUCCUUCUCCAGGCUCCUCGUGCAUCUCCUCUCUGCACGUAUGUCACUGGACCUGUGUGUGUUCUCCUUCUCUCACAUGGAGCUGAGCAGGGCGAUUCUCCUGCUGCACAAAUGGGGAGUUGUUGUGCGAGUGGUUACGGACAGAGACUACAUGACCAUCACUGGAUCUCAGAUCGGUGCCCUCCGUAAGGCAGGCAUCUGUGUGAGGCAUGAGAUGAGCUCAGCUGUUCAUAUGCACCAUAAGUUUGCAUUGGUGGAUGGCAGGAAACUGAUCACUGGCUCCCUUAACUGGACCCUAACUGCAGUCCAGAGCAACAAAGAAAACGUCAUGGUCACGGAGGAGCCGGAGCUCAUGGGGCCCUAUCAGCAGGAGUUCCAGAAGCUGUGGGAGGCCAACGAUCCAGCCAAUCACAAACCUCAAUGCACUAAUGAGCAGCUAAAUAUAAAGACUUGUAAGGACGGAUAGGGCUUUACAUUUGCUUUUUUUUUUUUUGGUUUACAUUACAUAGUUCUACAUGAAGGAGUUCAUUUUAUUUGUCAAGAUUACUUUUUAGAAGUUGAAAGCUAGUUUUCUUUCUUCUGACUGUUUGUCCGACUCUUAAUGACAAUUUUCCAGUUUUUUAUGCAAAUGUGGGCUUGAAAGGUUAUUUAUUUCAAUUUGACUUAGUUCAGUUAAUAUAACUUUUUUAAGAUGUGCCCUAGUUUAAGUAAAAACUAGUUCAAGUAAACCCAUCUGCUAAAAUAAUAUCUCUGAUUAUAAAAAUCCAGUGUGUAAAGCAAGCUGAAACCUGUGAGUGUGCUUUUCAUAGCCGUGCCUUUGAUUGCUCAAUUCCUGAUGGCACUCGCCUUUUGUGUUCCUCUUUUGUGACUAGAAGAUUUUAGAUAAGCUUGUUUCUGUAUGUGCACCUGAAUAUUAAAUUUUUAAAAAAGGUAACAAAAAAGAGAAAUGAUAAAAAUAACUUCUUAUUUCCUGAGUUUAAUGUUGGGGUUUCCUUUUGAAUAAAGUUUAAA